Aureobasidium pullulans EXF-150 is the source of this 2097-nucleotide messenger RNA. RefSeq names its product alcohol oxidase. The transcript is spliced from 2 exons. The coding region runs from base 243 to 2084 and encodes 613 amino acids. NCBI's taxonomy places the organism in Eukaryota, Fungi, Ascomycota, Dothideomycetes, Dothideales, Saccotheciaceae. Gene Ontology annotation, molecular function: flavin adenine dinucleotide binding; oxidoreductase activity, acting on CH-OH group of donors. The record is from RefSeq and is a predicted model, not a curated record.
CAUGACACGAGACUUCUGCAAGUUCGCGAGAUCGAAUCUCCUCUUUUCCUUCUUCUCUACGCCACACGAAAUCAAUAGCCUGAACACUUGCAACUGUGCUAAGCUCAGGGCUCAAUAAAGUCCUGCCUUCGCCUCAAUCCAUACAACUUCUUCUUGCUCUCUGAUAGCAAGACAUACGCAAUAUCUUGCACUUCGUUCGCCUCCUUGUCAGAGCCAGGCAGUAAUACCGCAUUGACGUUGGAAUGCGUUCCGAAAGUCCUGGUCGCACUUCCGUCUUACAGACGAGAAUCAACAUCAAGUAUCAAGAGUCCAUUUUCGAAAUGGCACAGCACGAUGUGAUCAUUGUCGGCGGUGGCACUGCGGGCUGCGUGUUGGCGAAUCGCCUGUCAGAGGACCCCAAUGUGUCAGUGCUCGUCCUAGAGGCCGGUGAGGAUCGCAGUGACGACGACCGUGUCUAUACCCCUGGUCUAGCAGGCAGCGUCUUGGAUGACCCCAAGUUCGAUUGGCAAUAUGUUUCGGAGCCAUCUCCCAGCAUGAGUAACAGACGCAUGAAGCACCCCCGUGGGCGCGUCAUAGGCGGCAGCAGCGCAAUAAACUCACUGGCGAUCAUCUACCCUUCAGCUGCGGACAUUGAUGUUUGGGCGGAGCUUGGAAACGACGGUUGGGAUUGGAAGACUCUGGCGCCAUAUUUCCUGAAGUUUCAGACCAUUGAGCCGCCAAACGAUGAAGUCAAGAAGCAAGUAAACAUCAUACACAGUGAUGAAACUAUCCGGAAGUCAAAUGGACCAGUUCGAACAUCAUUCCCAUCACAAGUCACAGCACUUCACAAAAUUUGGCUCGACACAUUUCGCAAUUUGGACCUGGAAAACGUAAGCGACCCACUGACUGGACACGCCAUCGGCGGGCAUACGUCAACCUGCCAUAUCACUGGAGAUCGCUGCGAACGCAGCCAUGCAGGAGUGGCAUAUCUAGAUCCCAUCCUUGAGCGGAAGAACUUGACGAUCAUCAGGAACGCAAUGGUUCACAGACUGGCGAUUGGCAAAGACAGCUCGGGACCAAUAGUCCGUGGUGUUUGGUACUCACAGCACGGCAUUCUCCAUAAAGUUGCAGCCAAGAGAGAAGUCAUACUUGCUGCAGGUACAUUCAAUACGCCACAAAUCCUAGAGCUGUCUGGUAUCGGCGACCCUAUUAUCCUCGAGCAGCACGGUAUUGACGUUGUCUACGCCAAUCCGGCUGUUGGAGAUAACCUGCAAGACCACAUACGAGCAUGGGUCUCGUUCGAGGUCAAUGACGACGCUCCAGUACCGAGGCCAACGCCUAUUGACAAAGCACGAAGGAUGUACGAAGGAAAUCGAUCUGGGCCUUUGACUCAAAAUGGCGCCUUCAUGUUCUCUUAUACGCCACUUGCGCCAUUCUUAGACCCGGAGGGACAUGACAAACUAAAGAGUAUGCUCGAUCGGCAUUUGGAAGAUGAUGGAAGUUGUUCACCAUUUUUACGCAAACGCAAUGGCUUCAUUCGAAAGGCUAUCGAAUCUGCCGACGAAGCAACCGCCGUAUCAUUCUUAAGUCGGAAGACUCAAGAUGGCUCGAAGGGCGGCAACUUCAUCACUUUGAACUCCAUGCUGUCUCAUCCUUUCUCCGCCGGGAGUGUCCACAUUACUUCUACAGAUCCUCAGAUCAGGCCCAAGAUCGACUUUGAUUACUACUCGAACCCCAUUGAUCUGGAGAUACAUGCCCGACACGUGAAGGUGCUGGAGAAGCUGGCAGAAACAGAACCGCUAGCAUCGAUCAUCAAACCCAGGGGAAGACGGCUUCCCGAGGGCUACCCCACGGAUACGAUCAACAAUGCUAAAGAGGUGGCGCGAGAUUUUGCGAUGACAAACUACCACCCAUGUGGUACAUGCGCUCUAGGGGCCGUGGUGGACAGUCGUCUGAAUGUGAAAGGUGUCCGAAAUUUGAGGGUUGUAGACGCGAGUGUCAUUCCCAUCAUACCCAGGGGAAAUAUUUUAGCAACCGUGUAUGCAGUCACUGAACGUGCUGCCGAUAUCAUUAGCGAGGAUUUGGGAUUACAUAGAAAUACGUAGAGGCAAAGCGAGG